UGAGCGGUGACUGUCAGGUGACCCCGUCCGCCACAGACCCCUCAAAUCAAACAGUUGCAUUUUAACCGAGCUUGUUAAACGCGUAUUUGUGGGUUGACAACACAUGUCGGGGACAGACACGGUCCAUGUUGGGGUUUUAUCGGAGGACAAAAUGCCCUCGAGACGAAACUCGGGGCGGGAUCUUCCCCCCUCCGUCGCCCAGAGUUACUAUUAAAUCAGUGCCGAUUAGCUUCAUUACGAACUUUAGCUUUUUAAUUGAUUAAUUAGCUCGUCCGACAAUUAACACACGGAUUCUAAAACAACACAUGACUCAACGUGGUUUCCUCUCUCUGCGUGUGUUCCGCUGUAAGUUUAGUAAAAGCGCCGCUGACGAUAAGGAACUUUUUUUGAUUAUUAUUUAGAAAGUGCCACUAACGUUUAGCUAGCUAGCUAGCUAGCAGCGGUUAAUUAUCGUGUAGCUGCUGCCCCGGGAUUGUUGUUGUCACUUUGUGCACGCGUGGACUUCUGGGAAAGCCUCUCAGCGAAGUGUGGGGUUUGUUGUGGUGUGUGUUCGCCAUGGUGACACCGAGCUGCGUCCGUUCUCUCUUUGGUUGUGCGGUUUUCAAGGCAACAGACUCCUGCUGGCGAGAACUUUCUGAAAUCUCCACUUUCUCAUGCAUCCAAACAUCUGCAACCCGAGAAACUGUCAAACAGAACAGAAGCGAUCUCCUCUUCUGCGAUAUCACAGAUGAGUCGUCCUUCUUUGUUCCUCAGUACUGACGCCAGCUCACUGACAUGACCUGCAGUCUGUAAACCAAUGUAGUCAUGACUCUGAGGAUGGACCACGAUGCAGAGUCAGAUCAACAAGAAAAGAUGCGGAGGGUUCUCCUGCCUGGCUGAGACAGAAACUGAGGUCUUUGACUUUGAUAGGGUCAAAGACCUUCAUUUAGGAGAGCUGGAUUUCAAGACACGCCCACAACUCCAGCUUGAUCCUGUGGAACAAAGUCUAGAGAUUUCCGACUCAGCAUCAAGACCGAGAACUGGUCGUCUUCCUGCAGCAUCUUUAAAACCAUUUCAGGUCAUGAUGAGUGGCAUCAAAGCACAGACAGAGGAGCUGAGGCAGAGGAAGGAAGAGCAGAAAAUGGAGCGUCUCUCCGAGGAGGAGAGCGAUGGAGAGACAGAGGUGAAGAUGAGGGAACAAACCGGCACAUUAGGUGAGCUUGGAUUAGGGAGCUCCAUUAACCAAGAAGAGACUGAGUGGAUCAGAUCAGCACAAUCUUGUGCUGCUCACCCCGUAGAACCUGCUCUCACAACCCCCUCUUCCCCGCUCCUUCUUCACUUCACUGCUGAGGAAUUAUCUGAUGCUUCAGGGAUUGAGGAUGAAACUUUACCUGAGAUGGGCUUCAUAGAAAGUCUUCUAGAGUCGCACAGCAGCAACAUAAGCCUCCAGUCCAGUCCUCGUCCUCAGACGUCUGAAAAGCAGGAGGUGAAGUGGCCUCACACAGCGCCUGUAUUUCCUGAACAAGUGAUGGCAAAGACUCAAAUCUAUGUCGGGCCAUUAAACGGAUCAGUAAAGUCAGAUAAGCAUCACAAGCAGCCUGGUUGCUCACAAAGGAAAACAAACCAGACUUGUCCUGAAGCUUCACUUUCUGGGAUUUGUUCCCUCAGCAACGUCAGAGCAGAGUCUCUAGAAUCCAGACCGAGUUCAGACAGAGAGCUGAGGACACCCAGGGGCAGGACAAAUGAAGUCAAUGAGUCCAGAAACAUGCCUCUGACUCACCGCACUCCGGACUUCUCUAAGGUGGGGCCUAAGGUCCGUCUCCCCCAAGGCGGUUACAAGCCCCCCAUGAGCAGGAGGGCAUCCUUGUCUUCCGAGUCCGCCAUAAUUUACAUGUCUCCUACUGACAUUGUGAGAGAAGUACUACUGAACUCCACUAACAGAUCCCCUGACCCAUCUGAUCGGAAGAGCCCACGAAUCAGUGCCCUCAACUCCAAUGUGCCUCAGGAGUUCAGAUCCCGACAGCAUGCCAUCACACUGCUCGAGCAGCUACAGGAGGACCACAACAGACUGCUGACUAAGUACGCUGAGGCUAACAACACUAUUGAUCGUCUGCGUCUGAAGGCAAAGGUGAACCUGUACUCUGACCCUCCAACGCCCCACUCAGUCACACAGUCACGACUGAGCCACGACUCCUCAAAGGUCACGACCCUGGACUUUCCUCAGGCUCAGAGAGCAGAGAUCAACUCAGGUUCUCCUCCUCCAGACGGACACCGCCCUCCUCCAAGCCCUGAUGUGGGAGAACAGAUGGCCAGGAUUCUCUACACUCAGACUGACAGCUUCCUCCAGCAGCUGCARAACUUUGAGGAUCUCCUGAAGAGAAAAAAGCUCAAACCUUCUGAACAGAUGAAGGGUCUCUCACAGCUUAAUGAAGGGUUCAACUCUUUAGAAAGGGGCUACAUAUUUGCGAGGGACGAGCACAAACUCAUGCAGCUGAGUGGAAAAGACGUCGGCCACUUUGACCAUGGACGAGAGCUGGAAGGGCUGAUCUUCCGGUGUGAACAGCAUUUGGAGGAGCUGAAGGAGCAGGUAGAACAGAUGCGACWGGAACAGCCCACCUGUGAGGCUCCUCCCUCCCCACCUCCUCAACCCACCCCUCCAUCUGUUAGCUCAGAAGGAGGAGAAAUUCUGAGUCUCCCACAGGUACCACCACCCAGGUCCAGUCCAUCUUCACAUGCAGCCUCGAGUCCGUCCACCUCGCUCCAAGUUCAUCCGCCCAGUGGCCACAGGGGGUUAGAGAGAGGGAAGUUUCACAGYAGCAGCUUGAGCAGCCUUGGAGAGACUCCUGCAUCAGAGAGGAGGAACUCCAAACUCCAACCUGGGAGCAGCAGAACACUUUCUCAGGAUGGUAUCAUCUCUCCAGAGACGGACAGUGGGUUUAUUGGUUCAGAGAGCUGCCGUCUUAGUCCCGCAGCUGGCCCCAGUCCUCUCCACCAGAGGGCGUCACUAAGCAAUUUAGUCCAUCAGGGCGGGAACACAAGGAAACCUCAGACAGUCUCAGCAUUGUCUCCUCCGUCCUCAUCGAUACACCGACACACAGCUGCAGAGUCCAGAGGGGCCUCCCAGCCCCUCGGCCCCAAACAGACGAGUAGAAGCAGACAGAGGAGACGCACCUACUCCUGCUCCCCACAGCGCUGGGUCAGUCAGACAGAAAGAAGCAUAGCCGACAGUGGAGCCAGACUGGAGAGUGACAGCACUCACACAGUGUCUGAAGACGGACAUAGUGACCAGUUCGCAGAAUCCAUCAGUUCCCUCAGCUCCAGCUCCUCCCCCACUGCACCGCGUCACCAUGGCAAUUCUCUCAGAGCUCUGGGACCCAGAGUAGUGACGAAUCACAACGAUGCAUUUAGGACUCUGGAGGCUAAAGUCACCAGACUGGAGGAGGGAAUGCAUCGCCUGUGGAAUAAGAAAACUCUGAGCCCUGUGAGAGCAGCUGCAUCAGUUCAAGAGAAUCACACACACCUCUACACGUCCACACCUUGCAGCAGGCCUGAGGAGAGAUGUCACAGUAACGUCAGCAGGGGAAGAAGAGAAAGACGAAUGGCUGAUGAUGUGGAGGAGUGUACACUGAGACGAAUGGCCAGAGAGAGAUCACCCUGUGUGGACAGACGACAACCAAGUGACAUCUUUACAGGUUCAUAUCCGGAGCCCUUGACAUCGCAGCCUCAGCCUCGGAUAUCCAGAUGCACUCAAACGUCCUCUGCAGCACCAGGAAGCUGCUGCUCACACACAAAUAGUGUCCAGAGCAAUAAAACCCACCCCAGGCAGCGUCCAGCCGAGUCUAUUCAAGUGUCAAACACAGCAGAUGAACCUGACAGCAGAAAUCAUCAACCUCCUGUUCUCUGUGUCAAAUGUUUGUCACGUCUCCGAGGACGAUCUGCCCGUCCAGCUGGUGGCAGCAGCGAGUCGACCCCCUCCCCCUCCCCCUGCUCCUGUCACUGUCCUCUCAGUAGAUGUCCUCAGCAGAACAGAGGCACUAAGACAGGUUUGUCUGAUGUGAUUCAGUUCACACACAUUGUGAGAGAAUGA
Messenger RNA from Paralichthys olivaceus (Japanese flounder), 4066 nucleotides. The record is from RefSeq and is a predicted model, not a curated record. NCBI's taxonomy places the organism in Eukaryota, Metazoa, Chordata, Actinopteri, Pleuronectiformes, Paralichthyidae.